Molecule: messenger RNA, 2677 nt
Organism: Cutaneotrichosporon oleaginosum
Lineage: Eukaryota; Fungi; Basidiomycota; Tremellomycetes; Trichosporonales; Trichosporonaceae
Biological process (GO): mitochondrial RNA 3'-end processing; RNA catabolic process
Cellular component (GO): mitochondrial degradosome
Molecular function (GO): RNA helicase activity; hydrolase activity, acting on acid anhydrides
Source: RefSeq, a predicted model, not a curated record
CAUCCCGAGCACCUCUACACCGACACUCUUCUCUGUCCAUGCUCACUGUGCGCCAGGCCGCCCUCAGGCGGUUACAAAACGUCCAGAUUAGCAAGGCUGCGGCCCGUCCCGCUCGCUCCUUCGCUGUUACCGCCACGCAGCAUGCUAAGCCCAGAUCCAGUGGCGACCGGGCGGGUGGCAGGGCUGGCGGUAGGAGACAGCAGCAGCCCUUCGGCAAGCUGGAAGACAAGCAAGGCGGCAGGCCGUCUGGUUUCCGCUCGCAGCGGCCUGCCUCAUCUCCUCAGCCCGUGCCCGUAAAGUUGCGGCCGGGCAGCUUGCCAGGCGUCAUCUCCGGCCGGCUGGACGAAUGGGUGGACUCGCAGCGCGUCAAGACGCGUCUCGAGGCUUUCGGUUUCGGCGCGGCCGAUGCUACUGGUCUACUGCACAACUGGCGAGAAACGGUCCAGGAGGACCUGGCUGCCAUGGACAAGGACGACGACGGCUUCUUGGAUCGCAUGAGCGCGAUGGGCUGGGACGCGCAAACCCUCACCCUCGCGUAUGAGUCUGGAGAGUGGAGCUCGGUGUUCGAGGCCGCCUUCCUCCGUCACUUCCUCACCUACGCCGCCGCAAAGGGCUCCGAGCACAUGCGUCUGCACAUCAACGCUCUGCUUCAGGCUACCGACAUCUCCAAUUACGCCGCGAGGCACCUCAACGCCCGUACAGUCAACCGCCAGUUCCACCUGCACAUGGGACCCACGAACUCGGGCAAGACGUACAACGCGCUCAAGGCGCUAGCAAAAUCUCCCACGGGUGUGUACGCCGGCCCUUUGCGACUCCUCGCCCACGAGGUGUGGGAGCGGCUCAACCUUGGCUCUGUCGGUGGUCUAGACGGCCGGCCGCGUCCUUGCUCGCUCAUUACUGGCGAGGAGCGUCGCAUUGUUCAGGACGGUCAGGACAUGAUCUCCUGCACUGUCGAGAUGUUGCCGCUCUUCGGACAUUCCUCUGGUAACCCCUGGGAUGUGGUCGUCAUCGACGAAAUCCAAAUGCUCGGUGACGCGCAGCGCGGCGGCGCUUGGACAGCGGCCGUGAUGGGUGCCAACGCGAAGGAGAUUCACCUCUGCGGCGAUGAGACAACAGCCGACCUCCUCAAGUCGAUUAUUGGCACCUUCAAGGGCGACACUCUUACAGUCCACCGUUACGAGCGCCUGACGCCAUUGAGUGUCGCCGACGAGUCUCUCAACGGCGAUUGGAAUAACAUCCAACCCGGCGACUGUGUUGUCACAUUCUCCCGCAACAACGUUUUCGCUGCGAAGAAGGCUAUCGAGGGCACAGUAGGCAAGAAGUGUGCCGUUGUCUACGGUGCGCUUCCUCCAGAAACACGUGCGGAGCAGGCACGCGAUUUCAACGAGGAGGCAGGUCGUGCUGAGAUCAUGGUAGCGAGUGACGCCGUCGGCAUGGGCCUCAAUCUUAAAAUUGGGCGCAUCGUUUUCGAGUCCCUCACCAAGUUUGACGGGAAACAGGAGGUGCCAUUGUCACUCUCGCAGGUCAAGCAGAUUGCUGGCCGCGCCGGCCGCUUUGGACAGCAACGCAAGGGCGAGGGCGAGGACGAGUCGUCGCCAGACGAGGUUGCUCACCCCGGCGGUGUCGUCACAACCCUGCAUGAGGCCGACCUCCCUUUGCUGCGUGCGAUGAUGCCGCUAUCAUUGCCCUCUGUUUCGAGAGCAGUGAUUGAACCUCCUUCGGGGGCACUGGCGGGGCUUGCGCCACUCCUCCCAGCUCAAACGUCCUUCAACGAGCUAAUGGGACACUUCGAGGCUCUGGCUAAGCUUCCGCCUUUGACGGUGCUCGCGAGUCUCUCGCAUCGCGCGCCUCUCGCCGAGAUCGUCGGCAAGUACCGUGAUGUUCUCACCCUCAGCGAGUGCGUCCAGUUCGGAGUGGCGCCCGUCAACUGGCGCGAUGCCAAGGUCGCGGCCAUUUUUGAGAGCAUUCUCAAGUCGUACUCGGAGGAGAUGAACGUGCGCCUCGAGCCGACGCUGGCGCCAACGACGCUCAUCAAGACACUCAAGACUGUUGAGGAGACCCUUGCGGCGCUGCCACCCCUUCCCCCGCAUCUCGGCAUCUACCGCCCCUACCUCGUGCCUCCCAUCACGGUUGCCGCCAUUCCUCUCCUCGAGAGCCUGCACAAGGCGCUCGUGCUGUACAUCUGGCUCUCGUUCCGCUUCGAGCUCGCCUUCCCCGACCGAGACCUUGCCGCCAAGUACAAGGAGCGGACGGAGAAGGCACUGGAGAUUUGCCUCGAGCGUAUGCCGGGCGUGCGCCAGAAGAAGCGUGAGGAGCGCACUGGAGAAAUGGACAGGGAGCAUGCGCUUUACCGCCGCAAGUACGUCGACAAGCACGGGCUUGUCAAACCUGAGAUCGAGUGGGUGGCGGCGGAGCUUGCGAGCCGCAACCGCAAGCGUGAGCAGUGGGGCCAGGUCGAGUGGCGGGAUAUCAACUCGAAGGACUACCAGCGGAUGCAGGAAAUGGAGCGCCGGCCGGGGACCGGCGGCGAAGAGGACGAGCCUGCGUCGUUUGGCAUUGCGUCCAAGCCGACGUACACACCAGCCGAUCAACCUCAGUAGAUAGACGGAGUCAAACAUUGUAGCAUCAUCGUGUAGGCAUAAAACAUCUCGCACAUGCACUUCUCAUAGACACUUGG